This is a messenger RNA of Glossina fuscipes, 4272 nucleotides long. It is a transcript of the gene Gen, whose product is annotated as flap endonuclease GEN. The transcript is spliced from 8 exons. The record is from RefSeq and is a predicted model, not a curated record. Gene Ontology annotation, biological process: DNA-templated DNA replication. Gene Ontology annotation, molecular function: nuclease activity; DNA binding; chromatin binding. The coding region runs from base 76 to 4233 and encodes 1385 amino acids. Lineage: Eukaryota; Metazoa; Arthropoda; Insecta; Diptera; Glossinidae.
AAAAAAAUAAAAAAUAUAUAUAUAUAUAUUGCAUUGCCAUAAACUAGAGAUAACGGCUGCAUUCAGACGAAAUAAAUGGGUAUAAAAGAUCUAUGGAGCGUGUUAACACCAUACGCUGAGCGUAAACCUAUAUCUGAGUUACGCGGCAAAAUUGUCGCUAUUGAUUUGGCGGGCUGGGUUUGCGAGAGUCUUAACGUGGUCGAUUACUAUGUGCAUCCGAAACAUCACUUAAAGAAUUUAUUUUUCCGUACGACUUACUUGAUAUGGGAGGAGGUUAUACCAGUGUUUGUGCUAGAAGGAGAAGCUCCAAUACUUAAAAGUCAAGUAAUUGCAAAACGUAAUGAAUUGCAAUUUCGAGGCGUCAAACCGAAGGAUAAAGUGGCAGCUCAAAGUCAAAGCAAUACUCAAGAAACGAAAAGCGAAAAAGGUCGCACUCGAUUUAACCAUGUUUUACGGCAAUGCGAAAAUUUAUUAAAAGCUAUGGGUAUGCAAUGCGUACAAGGACCUGGAGAGGCGGAGGCCUAUUGCGCUUUUCUCAAUGAAAAAGGCUUGGUUGAUGGGGUCAUAAGCCAAGAUUCAGAUUGUUUCGCGUACGGAGCUGUGCGUGUAUAUAGAAAUUUUUCCGUGUCCAAUCAAGGUGCGCUAGCAGCGCAAGGAGGUGCUGUAGAUAUCUAUGAUAUGCGACAAAUUUCUUCAAAAAUUGCUUUCGGACGAAAUAAGAUCAUUGCUAUGGCUUUGUUGUGCGGUUGUGACUAUUGCCCGGAAGGUAUUGGUGGCAUUGGACGUGAUAGUGUUCUAAAAUUAUUUGAUAGAUACAAAGACGAUGAAAUUUUGCAGCGAAUACGUAAUUGGCGUAAGGAAGAUGACAAAUACACUGCUCUAGAAAUGCGUGUAGACGAUAAAAGCGUGUGCAGCAAUUGCGGCCACAUAGGCCGCACUCAAAGUCACAAAAAAAAUGGUUGUGGUGUGUGUCGUACUCCUUAUGGUUGCGACGAAACUCUAUGGAAAGACGAACGUCUUUCGCUAAAGUCAGAAAUACUUUUGCGGCGAAAAGCUUUGGCAGACCUUUCGUUUCCCAACGAGGAAAUAAUCAAAGAGUUUUUAACCCAACCCGACGAAAUUCCUCAAUUACAGUUGUCCUGGAAUCAACCUAAUAUAGUGAAAUUUAUCAAACAAAUUGGUAAUCUUUUGCAAUGGAACGAAAUCUAUUGCUUUCAAAAAUUUUUCCCAAUUUUAACACGCUGGCAUGUGAAGAAUGAUUGCAACAUUAAGCAAACAUCUUGUGGUUUAGUACGCCUAACCCCUAAAGAGAUUUUAAAGAAGCGUAUCGUUAAGGGUGUUCCAUGCCUGGAAUUGUUGUGGCAAGAUGAAGGAAAUUAUUUUAAAGGACUAGUACCUGAUGAGCAAUUGAAUCAAUUGGAAGAGAGUGAUCAUAACGCUUUUUCUCAUCUUUGGACUACCAUAGAACCUUUGCAUAUGAUGGAGAGGGCUUAUGGUGAUUUGGUGGAAAAAUUUUUAAAAUCUAAAGAAAAGCAAAAAAAAAAGACUGCUAAAAGGAAAGCUAAAGGCAGUGCAAGCCAUAAACCAUUAAGCUCUUUGGAUAAUCUUGAUGAUUUAUUGGAUGCGACUAAAGAAGUAGCUGCAACCAUAAAACCCAAAAAUGCUAGAAAAAGGGCUUCUUCUAGGAAAGGUUUACAAAUGAUUGAUAAAUUUUUUAAUCGUAAGGUUGAGCAAGUGGAAAGCACAACACAUCAGACGCCAUGCAAAGCAGUUCUAUUGCCAUCAGAAGUUCAUUGUUCGACUCCGUUAACAAAGAGCGUACUUUCAGAUUUACCCAGCGACGAAGAUGAGGCAAUUUUCGAUAUGUCGAAUAUUAUUAACGAAAUUGUGGAGAAAACUCAGCCCAAUCAUAUUUUAACAUCGUACAAUGGUAAACAAUUACGCUAUGAACCCAUUUCAAGGGAUAUUAGUUUAUUAUUAAAUCAACGUUCAACGUCAGCAGCACUUAGCAUAUCCAAAUCUUUUGACGAUUUGGACAUAUUGAGUACAAAAAAACGAUAUCCAUCAAACUCAAUCCGCUUAUCUCGUCAGAGUGCUAAACGUAUAUCAUUGGAUGAUAGUUUCGAUAUAUUGGUUAAAAUGGGUAAUAAAACGAAUAUAAAAAUGUCGAACGUUAUCAAAAGAGGAUCAUCAAUAUUAGUCGAUUCUUGUAAGGAAAAGGAAUGUUUACGCCAGGCCUUGAGUGAAAGCAAUUUUGAAGACGAUGGCAAUGCCAGUCAUUUUUUCAGCGGCAGCUACCAUCAAGAAAAUGAAGAUAAUUUUGAAAAAUAUAUGGAAAUUAGUUUUGCGGCAAAAAAACAAAAUGAAAACUAUAUGUUAAAUAUGAAAAAAAUGAAUUUAAAAAUGAAAGAAGAACAUGAUUCAAGUGUAUUACCAAAAACUCCAGAGGAAUUUUUAGGAUCAAAGUGUGAAGAUUUUGAAAGAGCUUUGGAAGAUGUAAAGACAUGGGCUUCUAUACCAAUGUUAAAUUAUACGGCAUUGCACAAGUUGAAGGAUUGCAGUCUUGUACGAUUUCGUGGUAUGAUACAAGAUAUGCAAGAUCCCGAGAUUUAUUUGGAAAAAUAUGAAGUAAGAAAUUCUGAAAAUGCAUACAGUGUCCGCAUUCAAGAAGGAAAAUACCGUGAUAUUUUAAAAUUAAACCUAGGAGAAGAAGUGGAUUAUGAAGCCGGCAACCAUCAGCAUGGAGAACGGAGAACCUUAUUUGUUGUUUCAAUACCGGCUGUAAAUGAGUGGUGCAUGGAAUAUGAGAAGAGUUGUAACCAAGAUAACAUACCAGAAAUAAUUCCCAUUGAAGAAUAUGCAAGAGAUACUAUGAAAAGAUCAGCAUCUGACGAACGGGCAGAUACUGUAUCAACCUCUAAUUUAAACACAAACACUGAGUUCAAUAAACGGCAGAAAGCAGGCGAUCGUGUGGAGAAGACUGCGUGCUCUACUUUGAAUGCGGAGUAUUUGCUUAACUCCCCCGUACCUGGUCGUCCGAGUAAAGCUUGCAUGAUUAAAAUAUAUAAAGAUUUUGACGCAUUUACUCUAAAUACCAUAGUAGAUGUUGUGGGCUUUCUUUCCAUAGAUCCCCGCCUUGAUGCUACUGCCAUGGAAAUUGAUUUUGAAAAUGAAUCUGAAUUGCAAGCACAAUACCCGCCUCCGUCAUUAAUACCACGUCUUCAUGCCAUAAAAAUACAUAAGCUAUCUCAUGCCAAUCCAUUAUUGGAUACACGGUUCCUUUCCUCUAAAACAUCUAUGCCACGAGACUGCCCUAACUUUAAAAUAAAUUCGAUACAAAAAGAUUUACACACUUUAUUAAAGUUGUGUCUCUUCAAUGAUGAAUUGGCCGCAGAUUAUGUUUUAUCCCAUUUAAUUUCAACAGUUUAUAGUCGUUGCGACUUACAAACCAUUGGUAAAUUAUCUAUAAAUAUUUGGAAUUUGCCCAAGCAAGUGCUCAAGGAUUAUGUAAAGCAGUUUUAUGAAAUUCUUGAGCUGAUUAUACCCGCAAGUCACUAUUUACCUAUGUCUCUGGAAGUUAUGAAUGAAGUCAACUUUGUUCCAAGAAAGGACUACGAUACCAAUAAAUUAGUAUCUGGACUUUUACAAUUGGCACCACAUACCCAUUUAAUACUGGAUGAGACUAAAAUGCAAGAGGGCAAAUUAGAAUCAAAUGGUAUUAAGGGUGUGCAAAGCAUAGCAGAUCUAAUCAAUAAUCAGCAAAUCAAAUAUAAUUUUCUUUAUUAUGAGAUCGAGUAUAACGUCGAUAUACCAGUGCUCGUAUUUAGUGAGGGCCGCAGCAUGCUACCGAACGAUAUCUCCUUACCCCUCGAAGCGGAUGUUGAAUCUGUGAAAAUGAUUGAUGAAGUUAUGAAAGCUGCCCGCCAUUAUCUUCAUCAACAUUCACGCUUAGAUCAAUUUCGACGAUAUUUAACUAUAUCGAAAUUGUCAGAGUUCACUAUGAAUCCGACGGAUGAAGGAAUGAUACAGGAUGAUUUCGUGACAAUGCGUAAAAUGAACUCUGUUACAACUGCCGAUGAUCUGCACAAUUUACUGGUAGUGUCGCGUUUAUUGGCAAUUGCUCGAGGUAAAAAAGUGCUAGAUAGAGAAUCGUGGGAAUUGGCGAAAACUAUGGAAGAGCAACGCAAGCAUCGUAUUACGAAAUUACCAAAGUCCAAAGUUUGCUUACGUUAGCAUCAUUUUUAACAGGACUGGAAACAACACAAGUAUUCU